Molecule: messenger RNA, 1716 nt
Organism: Varroa destructor (honeybee mite)
Lineage: Eukaryota; Metazoa; Arthropoda; Arachnida; Mesostigmata; Varroidae
Product: serpin B12-like
Molecular function (GO): serine-type endopeptidase inhibitor activity
Source: RefSeq, a predicted model, not a curated record
UGUUUCUAUAGAUGGCUUUUUCUCACAAGUCCUAUAAAGGAAUAAUGCUCUUCCGAGCUGUACUCUCCGUAGUGGUUGUCCAUUUCAUGCCACUGAACUUAUGUGCGCCAACUGAUUUUACCAACCAAAGUAGCUUCGUGCUAUGUGGGGACAAUGUUCUCAACUUUAGCCACACAAUCCAAGGCGCUCUCAUAGAAGCUAUUGGUAACUUCGGCCAUUCCCUCCUUCAAAAGUUAAACAACGAUACGAAUAACAUUGUCAUAUCCCCUCUUUCGGUGUACUCAAUAAUGGCAAUGCUUACGAUAGGAUCACAAGGCAGCACUAGAUAUCAGCUUGAGAAGAUUACGCGUCUUCAUAGACUGAACUGGACGACGAUCGUGGCGGCAGGGGACUACUUGGUCAAUAUUCUGGAUAAUUACCAAUCGGAUUUUCGACUGAACCUUGCCAAUCGCGUGUAUGUCACUGAGGAUUUGAUUGUCCCACAACUCUUUUUGGAUUCUACAACAUUCGGUUUCGGUAGUAAGGUAGUUUUUAUGGACUUCAAGAAGUCUGACAACGUGGUGGCCGAGAUGAACCAUUUUGUAAAUUUAGCAACACGAGGAAAGAUUAAGAAGAUUGUCGAUGGACACUUCACCAAGGAUACGACGAUAGCUAUAGUCAGUGCUGUGUUCUUCGAAGGUGCUUGGCGGUUUCCCGUAAUGAAAUUUAACGAGCAAAUCAGAUUUAACGCUCAUUGUGAGUCGCCGAAAAAUCAUGCCAACUGGUUUAAAAUCAGUGGUCGGAUGGCCUAUGGAAACUCUUCGGCUGCUGACGCGUAUUUGUUAAGAGUACCAUACAAUACUGGCAUAAAGUCAGUUACCAAAGCUGAGUUGUUGAUAGCUCUUCCAAAAUCAGACUCCUGCAACAUUGAUAGAUGGUUGGAAAAACGACGGUGGAUUGAUGUUAUGCGAGCAUUUCACCAGACAGAAAUGACUAGUGUAGAGCUUCUGAUGCCAAAAAUUAACGUAGAGUGGGUUGGUGACCUUCGAGAUUCAAUCAAGAAGCUUGGAAUCCUCGUAGCGUUCGAAAAGACACAAGCAAACUUCAGUAAGAUGGUCCAACCAGCAUCGAACGUAACAACAACACCACUAACAUAUCUCAAUAGAAUCUUCCAUCGAACUUCGUUGAGCGUGUCGGAUUUGGGCACGAGCGGAAUAACUGCCAACAGUAGACCCCGACGCGACGUAACGCAGGCCAGUGCUAUUCAAUUCGAGGUCAAAAGUUCUUUCUACCUAGCUGUUAUCGUCUCCGAGCUGGAAGAAUCAAAGGACCAACAUGCAUUUAAGUACAUGCAGGUUUUCGCUGGGCUGAUCAAGACUUUGACAUAAACGCUAUACAGUAUGCGCAAUACGAAGAAACAGAUUUAUUUUAAAGUGGAUAUAUUUCACUUUAAGUUUUAGUAAAAACAAUUCCCCUAAGUAUUGCUGAGAGAAAAUAGGAGACAAAUUCAAAGCAAACUACGUUGCACACCAAAUGAGCUUUCUUCUUAUGGCUCGAAUCUUAUGCGUAAGAAACCGAAAUAGGUUGUAGCAACAGUAGCCUAAUUAUGAUAGAAUGAUGGUUAUAGCCCCUCUCUCUAUCUCCCUCCCUCCCUUCCACUCUCUCUUUAUAUGUAUGUGUCUCAUUUACAGAAUAUAAGCUGGAAGUGCACGCCUGGCAAUCCAAAAAGAAUUGACA